This is a messenger RNA of Phycomyces blakesleeanus NRRL 1555(-), 1962 nucleotides long. RefSeq names its product CCHC-type zinc finger transcription factor. The transcript is spliced from 3 exons. Bases 1 to 1962 code for a protein of 653 amino acids. The record is from RefSeq and is a predicted model, not a curated record. Gene Ontology annotation, molecular function: catalytic activity; nucleic acid binding; zinc ion binding. NCBI's taxonomy places the organism in Eukaryota, Fungi, Mucoromycota, Mucoromycetes, Mucorales, Phycomycetaceae.
AUGGCUCUUUCCACUAACACUCCGGAACCACCAGGGGUCAAAAACCCCUCCACCACUGGCUCAUCUCCACCAUUGCCAACCUCAUUCACACCAAUCUCACCCUCUUUGACACCUCUUUACUCGCAAGUAGCUACUCAGAACGCACUUCCACUUCUCAAAAAGCAACCUCAUGUUAUCUUCAGCUCUACAAAUAACAUGACCCCACGUACCUGGCGUGUAGGGUCCUCUAAGUUUUCAGUUUUUUUCACUGUUCCACCCAAAUCCUCACCCAAGUUUGACCCUUUCUGGAGAGCUCUUCUCUCAGCCUAUCCUCGCGAGGUUAACAUGGGCAUCACUCUUGGCUCACACUCUUCCCCUGAUACAUGUGAACUCCAUCUACCUACCAGUGCUGACUGCAAGCAAGCGUGCUCUCAACCUUUGGUAGUUGGCGAUUCGUCUUUCCCCGCUCAACCUGCUGUUCCCAUUGGCACAAUUGUUCACCGUGUUUUCCUAACCAAGCUUCCUCGUGUUCCUUAUCAUGACCUGGCUACACAACUCGCCAAAUGUAUGUCUCCUUUUGGCAAAGUGUGGGAGAUCGCCAUUCAUGAAUCAUAUGGGUUUUUUGACGGUUCUGGCUAUGUUGUCCUCACCAAUACACCUACCAACGAUGUGCUAUCAGAUUCUCUGACGUACCAAAUUGCAUACAACGAUACGCAAAAGAUUCUUGGUAAGUGGCCUUCCAUGGGCUCCCACUGCACCUACUGUAAGGAAAUGGGGCACUACGUCGCAAAAUGCACCAAACGCCCAGCCAAAACCCGAAUGUGUUUUGGAUGCAACAAGACCGGUCACUUACAAGCCAAUUGUCCAUACAUUACCGAUCCUUCCAAGACAUCCAAGACGUCCAACAAGCGCUCCCGCCACCCCAACCGCAAUUCGAAGCUCAAUCGCCCCAUCAUUGCGCCCAAGCCUUUGAUUCCCACUGAGCUCUCACUCAUCUACAGAGGAUUGGAGGCCUCCAAGCACAACCCUCGUCAACCUGCUUUACAUGAGUUGUCUAAGCUGUCUCCCACAAAGACCACCUUCACUCUACCAGCACCAACUGAGACGCCCAUGUCCUCUGGCCCUCGUCCUCAAAGCCGUUCUGUUGACACCCCCACGCAUGGCUGGGUCAAAGAGAUAGAAGACAGAAUGAUAACUAAUCUCAUGGAUAGAGAUGAGGCUCAGGCUCUCCAACUCCAGUCUGCCUCUCACCACACUCAUCUCCGUUUUCCCCGGCCGGCACGUCCAACAGGCCGCAAUACAUCUCUCUCUCCUCCUCACUUUACUCACCCACAAGCCACAAAAGCCCUCGGCGCAGAGGGAAUCAAUAUUUUAGUCCUGCAAGAAACCCAUGCCUCAUCAUCUAUGCUUCAAUCUAUCUUUGACCAACAAUUUCGGUCCUCUUCAUCAUUAUGGUCUCCACACUGCGGUGUUGCGUCAUCUAUGCGCCUGCUUCCCAAACUCCACGUUAUCGUUUUCUUGCCUCUUUACUGCACUCCUGACCUCAUCCCUCCCAAUCCUUCAAACUUUAUUCUAUUGGGCGAUUUUAACCAUGCAAUUCACUACCACUAUGCUCUCGGACGUCGUGCUCCAGCUGACUGGCUACAGUUUAUAGAUACCAAUAUGACUGACUGUAUCACUCCUCGUGGCCAGCACCCGCAGCCUACGUUCCACCGAGCCCUGUCUUCCACCACCAUUGACUACAUCCUUGCAUCCUCAAACCUUCACCCUUGCACUACAGACCCACAAGUGAGCUAUAUUCACCAGAAAUGGUCUGAUCAUUGUCUGGUUGCAGUCAGUCUGUCCCUCCCUUCAACCAAGUCUUCUGGUAAGGGACUUUGGCAUGCUAACCCUCGCCUAGCACAAUCACUUUCAUUCCAUACCAAUCUCAACACUCUUCUCUCCACCCUCGUUCCUGCCCUUCGUGCUGAUCUUUCUCCUUAA